AUGUGGCUGUCCCCCGCCCUGCUCCUUCUCAGCCUCCCAGGCUGCUUCUCCAUCCAAGGUCCGAAGUCAGUGAAAGGCCUGGAGCAGGGCUCCGUGUCCGUGCAGUGCCGCUAUGACCCCGGGUGGGAGUCCUAUAGAAAGUGGUGGUGCCAAGGCAAAUCAUGGGACUUCUGCACCAUCCUCAUUGAAAGCAAAGGGUCAGAGGAAGAAGUGAAGAAAGGCCGAUUGUCCAUCAGGGACAACCACAGGGACCGUGUCUUCACAGUUACCAUCGAGCCGCUCCACAGAGGGGAUGCGGGCACGUACUGGUGUGGGAUUAGGAAAAGUGGACCGGACCUUGGAUUCCAAGUUAAAGUGACCGUUGGCACAGGUAGGAACCUUCUCAUCCUGUGGGAAGAAACAACUUCAACCACACCAACAGCUCAGUCCUUGGAGCCGUUAGCCAUGUCCUCCACCUCCUACGGCAGGACCCACUUCAUUCUUCUGGUAUUUGUGAAGGUUCCCAUCUUACUCAUCUUGCUUGGUGCCAUCCUCUGGCUGAAGGGGUCUCAGAGGGUCCCUGAGGUGCAGUAG
Molecule: messenger RNA, 573 nt
Organism: Elephantulus edwardii (Cape elephant shrew)
Lineage: Eukaryota; Metazoa; Chordata; Mammalia; Macroscelidea; Macroscelididae
Gene: CD300LB
Product: CD300 molecule-like family member b
Exons: 4
Coding region: 1-573 (190 amino acids)
Cellular component (GO): plasma membrane
Molecular function (GO): transmembrane signaling receptor activity
Source: RefSeq, a predicted model, not a curated record